Molecule: messenger RNA, 1729 nt
Organism: Durio zibethinus
Lineage: Eukaryota; Viridiplantae; Streptophyta; Magnoliopsida; Malvales; Malvaceae
Biological process (GO): translation
Cellular component (GO): ribosome; cytosolic small ribosomal subunit
Molecular function (GO): structural constituent of ribosome; RNA binding
Source: RefSeq, a predicted model, not a curated record
ACCCUCAAAAGAAAGCCGCUUCAGUCACACCCAACUAAAAACCCUAAAGUCAGGGCAUAGGAAUCAAUCUAUUUGUUGGAUAGAACUGUUUCCCUCGCCGCUUUCAUUUUCUCCUGUCAUCUUGACAUCUCCGUAAUAAAACCCUCUCUAUUUUCAACACAUACACACCAAAAGCAAAAUGGCAGAAAGAGGCAGAGGAGAGCGUGGCGCUUUCAGGCGCGGCUUCGGUGGAGGCGGUGGCAGAUCUGACCGUGGCCCAAGAGGCAGGCGACGUGGCCGUAAAGAUGAAGAAGAGAAAUGGGUGCCCGUAACAAAGCUCGGACGUCUGGUGAAAUCCGGAAAAAUCACUUCCUUGGAGCAAAUCUAUCUCCAUUCUCUCCCCAUCAAAGAGUACCAAAUUGUCGACCAACUUGUUGGCCCUUCUUUGAAAGACGAGGUCAUGAAGAUCACUCCUGUCCAGAAACAAACACGUGCCGGCCAGCGCACCCGUUUCAAGGCCUUUGUCGUCGUUGGCGAUGGAAAUGGACACGUCGGAUUGGGGGUGAAGUGUAGCAAAGAAGUUGCGACGGCUAUAAGAGGGGCGAUAAUAUUGGCGAAAUUGUCGGUGAUACCGGUGAGGAGAGGGUAUUGGGGAAAUAAGAUUGGAAAACCUCAUACAGUGCCGUGCAAAGUUACUGGGAAAUGUGGGUCCGUUACCGUUAGGAUGGUGCCGGCUCCCAGAGGUGCGGGGAUUGUGGCUGCUAGGGUGCCCAAGAAGGUGCUUCAGUUUGCCGGUAUUGAGGAUGUUUUUACUUCUUCUAGGGGUUCUACUAAGACUCUUGGUAACUUUGUCAAGGCUACCUUCGAGUGUCUUCUGAAAACUUAUGGUUUCUUGACUCCUGAUUUCUGGAGAGAGACUCGUUUCACAAAGUCUCCGUUCCAGGAGUAUACUGAUCUGUUGGGAAAGCCAGUGAAGACUCUUGUACUUGAAGAUGCAGAGAGGGUGGAUGUGUGAUGGUGAUGAGUUAUAUUAUUAUUAAAGAUGCGGCUUUAGUGCCUAGGGUAGUAAUAUGAAGUUCUUUUUGUCAGUUAAGACAAUGCUAACGUUUACUUUUUGGCUUAUUUGGUUUUGUCAUCGGAAAUUUAGCACUUGUUCGGUAAGUUUUGUUUGCUCAAUCUGGAUUUUAUAUAAGCUUAUAUGGAUAUAUGUGAUUUUUUUUUUUUUCUUAGUGCUGAUCGUUGCCUUCGUGCAUACUUGAAAUUAAUUUUUUAUGAGGUCAAUUAUUCAACAAAUGGUGAAUAACAUUGCUGAUUUUAGUGACAGAAACAAAAAUGACAAAAAAGAAGCAGGUUUGACUUUGGGUAAAAUGUUUUUAGCUGCUCUAUCACCAUCAAUUUUCUUUGGCACUAUUAAUCCAAGUUCUACAGUGUCAUCAUUUGAAAUUUAUAGCUUAUGUCCUCCGGUACAUCGAUUUUUUUAAGUAGCUAUUUAACAUUCUUCUCAGAAUUUGCUAUGAAAUAUAACCUCUAGAGCACCAGGUGACAACUCCCUUUGAUCGAUCUGGCACAUGCUACCAAACUCCUGAGAUUCACAAAUGCGGUGCUGAAUGGAGGCUUUGACGUCCACAGGCAAAACUAUGCGCAGAGUUUUCAUGACAGCAACCUUAGGUCAAGAUAAACCCACACGUGGCAGUGACCCAUUUGUCCUAGCAUUUCUUUGUAUAAGAAAAUGAAUGAUGGGUUAGUAACA